This is a messenger RNA of Xenia sp. Carnegie-2017, 1321 nucleotides long. RefSeq names its product galactokinase-like. Gene Ontology annotation, molecular function: galactokinase activity; ATP binding. Gene Ontology annotation, cellular component: cytosol; cytoplasm. Lineage: Eukaryota; Metazoa; Cnidaria; Anthozoa; Malacalcyonacea; Xeniidae. Gene Ontology annotation, biological process: galactose metabolic process; carbohydrate phosphorylation. The record is from RefSeq and is a predicted model, not a curated record.
GAACUUCUUUGUAUAUAGGAAUAGACAAUAAGACGCGAAAAUGUCGGAGGAUUUACUGCGCGACGCAAAAGAACAAUUUGAAAAAUAUUUUAAAUGUAAACCAACAAUAGCUGUUUUUGCUCCGGGAAGAGUUAACCUAAUAGGCGAACAUACCGACUAUAACGAUGGCUUUGUUUUACCCAUGGCUUUGGAUUUGGUGACAGUGGUUGUUGGUAAACCUGUUGAUGGUGAGCAAUGUCAAAUUGUUACUGCAGCUAGUGGUGUUGAUGAACCAACACUGGUUACAUUCACUAACCAUUCUGAUACCACACCAUUGACUCCUGGCAAACCAUCGUGGGCAAACUAUGUGAAAGGUGUGAUUGCAAACUUUGGUUAUAAUGUUUCUGCAUUCAAUGCAAGCAUUGCAUCAUCCGUACCCUUGGGAGGUGGUUUGUCAAGUUCGGCAUCUCUAGAAGUUGCAACAUGUACAUUCCUCGAGGAGCUUUGUCCUAAGAGCAAGGAACGUACCAUGAUCGAGAAGGCCAAAUUAUGUCAGAAAGCUGAACAUGAGUUUGCAAACAUGCCAUGUGGUAUUAUGGAUCAAUGCAUCUCAGUGAUGGGACAGGAAGGACACGCUCUUUUGUUGGAUUGCAGAUCAAUAGAAACUCAGUCAGUUCCACUGAAUGAUCCAAAUAUAGCAGUUGUUGUUAUAAACACAAAUGUCAAACACAAUCUGUCUGAGAGUGAAUACCCAAAGAGAAGAAAUCAAUGUGAGAAUGCAGCAAGUAUUCUUGGUGUGAAGAGUCUUCGUGAUGCCACAAUAUCCCAGUUAGAAGGUAAUAAAGUCAAAAUGGAUGAAGUUAUUUUUAGAAGAGGUCGACAUGUCAUUACAGAGAUCAAGCGAACCCAAGAUGCUGUACAGGCAUUAAAGAAGAACGAUUAUGGUAUGUUUGGUGAAUUGAUGGUAGAAAGUCACAAAUCACUAAGGGAUGAUUUUGAAGUCAGUUGUGAGGAAUUAGACCAGCUCGUACAACUGGCCUUGGAGGUUGAUGGUGUGUAUGGUACAAGAAUGACUGGAGGUGGUUGGGGAUGCACUGUGACAUUAGUGAAGAAAAGCUCAGUAGAAAAAUUAACCAAUCAUAUUAAGAAUGGUUAUUCCAGGGCAACAAUUUAUGUCACCUCUGCAUCAGGUGGUGCUGCAUCUCUAAAAGUUUAAAGAAUGACUAUUGAACUGAAUGAUCACUAUAGAUAAAAUAUUUUGUUGAGUCUACAGAGAAUUGUUGGAUUGAAUUUCUUUGUUGAUUUCAUCCAACUGAUAAUUACAAUAAAUGUUUCAUUUUUA